UGCCACCUGCAGUGCCUCAGGGGACCCGCAUUACUACACGUUUGAUGGCAGAGUUCACCAUUUCAUGGGAAACUGCACUUACACCCUCUCCAAAGUCUGCAACGACUCCAGGGGGCUUCCACCCUUUGACGUGUCCACCACCAAUGAGCACAGGGGCUCCAAUACCAAAGUGUCCUAUGUAAAGUCCGUGCACGUGGAUGUCUAUGGAAGUCAGAUUUCCUUGCUGAAGAAAAGAAAAGUGAAUGUGAAUGGCACCAGAAGGAACCUGCCUGUGGUGAUUGAAAACAAGAUCAACGUCCAGAUCAGCGGGGGCUACGUGCUCUUGGAAACUGAUUUCGGACUCUGGGUCAGAUUUGACGGCAAUCACUAUGUGGAGGUCUCCGUGUCUGGUUGUUACAAGGGCCAGCUCUGUGGCCUGUGUGGUAAUUACAAUGGUGACGCAAAGGAUGACAACCUAAAGCCGAACGGCAGCACUGCAGGAGAUUCCACUGAGCUUGGAGAGAGCUGGCUGGUGGCAGAGAAUAACAGCAUGUAUGUACAGAGGGAAGCGAAUCAGUUGGUCUUUGCUACAAAAGCUCUCGGAAAGCGUGCUGCAUACUCAGCCACAGGGCGCCCAGCCAUGACUCCACCACCUAGUCUCCUCUAG
Molecule: messenger RNA, 646 nt
Organism: Trachemys scripta elegans
Lineage: Eukaryota; Metazoa; Chordata; Testudines; Emydidae
Product: zonadhesin-like
Exons: 3
Coding region: 65-646 (193 amino acids)
Cellular component (GO): extracellular matrix
Source: RefSeq, a predicted model, not a curated record